Messenger RNA from Dermacentor andersoni, 5488 nucleotides. RefSeq lists its product as uncharacterized. The record is from RefSeq and is a predicted model, not a curated record. Gene Ontology annotation, molecular function: G protein-coupled receptor activity. Gene Ontology annotation, biological process: G protein-coupled receptor signaling pathway. NCBI's taxonomy places the organism in Eukaryota, Metazoa, Arthropoda, Arachnida, Ixodida, Ixodidae. Gene Ontology annotation, cellular component: plasma membrane.
AGCACCAAAUAGCAAAUAGCAAAUACCACAUAGCAAAUACAACAGUAUGCGCUCAAUGAUGACCUCUCUUGUUGCUUUGUUCACUUUACGCAGCGCGAGCGAUGACGUCAACCAACACGCCGACACGUCUGGGAACGAUUGACGAAAGAGCCCUCGACACUGUUGGUGGUGCCGUUGCCGAAGUCAUGGCGGCCAUCGCCAACUUCACCUCGGAGAUAUUCGUCGAGUCCUCAACGCUGCCCGGCGUGAGGCGAAACAUGUCCUCGAGGCGUCAGCGCGUCAUCCCCACGCCUGUCCGCGCGUCGAUGGCCAUUGAGGUGCUGGACGUUCUCAAUGCCGUCUACAUGCCAGCCGUAAUCUACCUGGGGCUCGUCGGAAAUGUCCUCUCCUUGAUCACCUUCCUGUUCACCAAGCUUCGGAGUCGCACAUCCAGUCUUUACAUGGGGGCCCUGGCCGUGUCCGACUCAGGCUUUCUCAUCAUGCUGUCCUUCGCCUGGCUCAACGAACGCGGAAUCAACGUACACCCGUAUGGACUCUGUCUCGCCACCGUAUUCUUCACUUCGGCCUUCGCGAGCUGGUCGGUGUGGCUGACGGUCAGCUUCACGGCCGAGCGGUUCGUCGCCGUGCGCUACCCACUCUGGAAGCUGCAGACCAGCUCGCCGACCCGGCGGCCCCGCCUCGUCAUCGGCGGCACUGCAGUACUCAGCGUCGUGGUCAACGCUCCCUUGUUGGUGUUCGUGCGAGUCGGUCAGGAUGAGCUGCGCGACUGCAGUAUUCGCCCCGAAUACGAGAGUGCACUCUACCACCUGAACAUUCUGGACACGGUGCUUACCUUCAUCGUACCUUUCCUGCUGAUUGCGUUCAUGAAUUUCAUGAUUUGCCGCGCCAUCUACCUAUUCUACGCUCGCUACAAGAAGCAGCGGUGCAUCCCGCUAUGCCAGAUGGACUCCAAAGACUUUAGUGCUUCUUCAACCAGCAGACGCAACGGCGAAUCGGUGGUCUCCCAGGACGGCACGAUCACCGCGACCAGCGGUGGUGGUAUCGCUCAUGCUACUCAGAUCAGCGUCACGCGCAUGCUCCUGCUCGUCUCCUCGGUCUUCAUGCUGCUCAACCUGCCGAGCUACGUCAUGAGGAUUUACGUCUUCCUGCUGGCGCUUGGACACUCAGAGCUCCCUGACCCUGAGCACAACAGUCUGCCUUACGUGCUGCAGCGCUAUUUCAUGCUCCUCUACUACACCAACUUCGCCAUCAACUUCGUCCUCUACAACGCCAGCUCUCGAAUGUUCCGCAUCACGUUGUGCGAAUACGUGCAGGGCCGAUGGUUGGCGCUGCGCGAGUCCAUAGCAGGCAAUCGGUCGAGCUUCGGCCGUUCCUCUACGAGCCAGAAAGAAGACAUCAUCAUUUGAACAUUCCAGCGUCCAUGCGCCGGGACGAUGCAGUGAUCCAACGUUCGGCAUUGCGUGAAGCCCGGCCGCCUCGUUGAAGGCUUUUGCUCAUUCAUUCGACGCCAGCCCCGCGAUAAUGUGUCGCGAUGAUGGUGACCUGCCGACAAUGGUUUAUUUUUUUCUAAGGAAACAUAGAACAGCAACAAUCCGUUCAAGAGCCUUAAGAUUCUAGGGAGCUUUUCCCACUCUUCCAUGCUCAGGUGUGGUUUUGUCGAAACCUCCUAGACGUCCUGGGUACAGAACGGACACCUGCCGGGGACCACUAAAGUGUCAUUGUUCAUCGCUACUGUAAUCAAGAGCGAGCGCCUCCCUGUAGUGCAUAAGCAACAACGUGUGAACUGUCAUCAUAGCUAGAUUUGGCGAUUACUAAGUAUAGGAACGUUCACGCGACCGAAGAAAUUCAUUGCGAAGUACCAAAACAGUAUUGUGGAGAUACCGCUCAGAAUGCCGCAAUCGCACAUACCUAGGAGUGUGGCAAGACAUCGUUGAACCUCUGUUGUGAGCCUGACGAACUAGUCGCGCAAACCUGUGCUGGUGCUCUAAUGUGUGAUCGUGGGCAACAUCGUCAGUAUGGUUUUUUUUUUCGCUACGAAGAGUUAUUUACAAAUGGCGGAUUGCCUUAUUCAUGACUUGAAGCUUAGAACCUAUGAGUUGAUGUCCAAGAAACAAACGUCGUUACUGAAAAACAAACAUAGCUCUUUAGCUUCCUCAUUGUUGUGAUAUCUAAGAAUGAAAUGCUUCGUUCUGUACAGUAAUAACCGGUGAUGCUUGCGAGCUUGUACCUUACAUAAUCUUUGUGUAGUUACAUCCUAUAAACAGGUUGAUCUCAUCCCUAAAGUCCACUGGCACGGAUAUUUUGCUAGAAGUAAGAAUGUGGUAAAUAGAGAUGAUGCGUGAAUGGGCGAGGUAGUGUUCACAUAAAGGGAGGAACAGGGUGCCUUAGGGGAACGUCACUUGAGCGUUCUAUUGUGAUAGCAAUUAGAUGAACACUCCAGGCGCAAUUCUUCCCUCGUCGACGGCGUCGCCAUCGCCGUCCUUAUAAAAUCCAAUGGCGACAACAUCGUUGCCGCGCGCCGUAUCCCGUUUGUGCGAGUGCAAGCGUGCGAGGGUGAGCCGACGACGGUGGCUCAAUACGCGUGCGCGCGGGAGGAAAGCGAGGAGGAGGCGCGCUGUCUUCCGUCGCGCGCAAGGUCCCGGAGGAGGGGAGGGAGGGAGGCGUUCUAUUCGGCGGUGACUGCGUAUGGCGCGACGGUGCGGGCCCUGUCUUCAAAGCAAUCCGCGAAGGGGGCAGAGUGCGCCGAGUGCUGAUAGCUUCGUGUGCGCUGUGUUCUCGCCACUUAGGUCGUGUCGAAGCGAGAGGCAGCAGGAAGGUCAAUUCGCUCGUUGCUGCUACUGUGCUUUCUCACUGCAGCGUUUUAACAGCGGAAGUGCACGGUCAUUGUGCGAGAUGCGUUGAUAUUUGCUUGUGUGUGUGUGUGACACCAUGCUUGUAAAUUUUCUUGAUAAGCCAUCGUUUACGAGUUUACACGACUGAUAAAACUGCUAUCAGUACUUCCUAUGCCUGCCUACUAAUUACCUGUCGUCAUCGAUGCUUAACCUAUAGGGCGAAACUUAACUUUUUUUUCGUACAUAAAUUAAACCUACAUUUGAAGCACAGCUUCCAGGUUUUAUAUAUAUUCAGAACAAUAAACCAAGAAAUUAGCACUCGCUGUUUGCUAAACAUAUCAAGUGAGACAGCCGUGAAAGAUAUCACAGUGCCAAGAUGCUGCAGACAUUGUUGAUGCCGCAGAAUAAUUUACAGGUUGUCCUGUGACUAGCUUGUCCCCGAUGUUCCCGACAGCACCGCUCAAACAUGACACAUGCCCGUAUCAUUUUCCCGACGGAUGGAAUUUACACCCAUCUGUAUGAAUGAGGUGACGAUAGCCUAAUGACGGUUUGUGGUCGCGCUGAUUUAGCGAAAAAUACUCUCGUCCUUGAGUCUAUUUGGGGUGUUGUUUAAAAGAAACUGCUCACUUUUCAUCCCAUGUCUAACACAGGAUAGUCUGUGCUGUUCAUUGGGCCUCUGCUUUAUUUUGCAGCUUCGUACAGUCAUGCUAAUACUCGCAGCUGACUUUUCAGGCGCGUCAUACUGCGAGCAAUGAACAUAAAAAAAGUUGCGACAUGAACAAAGAAACUCCCUGCUCUGAAUUAGGUACUACUGUAAGUUCAGGUCUGGUUCUGGCGAAGACACCAUUUAAAUUCCAGGUUUUGCUUGGUAGGUGACGUGCAAAUCCGCUUUCUCGUGGUUUCUGUAUAUUUUAGUGGCAAUAAGAAGAAAAUGUGGGCACAACUCUCUGAAGUUUGAAUACGUAAUCAUGGGGUGAGUUUAUUGGAAAUCAUGUAAGGACCACAAACACAUUUCAUGUGUUACUUUAGGGCAACACACAUGACGUUUUUUUUUUUUAUGUUGUCAAGAAUUCAUGACGUCCCAACGUUACAUUGAGGUCAGAAGACCAGGCGUAGUUCCCGACCGUUCACGACCGUGCGUGCAAAUUUAAAGACAAGUGCUUUGGUAACUUAAAAACGUUUUACCUUCUUUCGGAGACGCAGAUUGCAUACGGCAUUUCUGAUGCGCCAGCUGCCAUCUCGAAGAAAUGAGUUCACUUGUGAUAGCAGAUUGUGCCUUUCUUAAUAUUACUCAUUGCCGGGUAUUUCCGUGUUUUCACGUUCUCACCCUAAAGUUUUGUUGCGAAUCUCGUACUUUAAAGAUACUCCUAUCUUUUUAUAUUCGGUCACAGUUCCACGUUGUUGUGAAUGCCUUCCCUGUUACUUUACUCGUUUCCGCGAGGUAUAACAUUGUUUCUGAAAUAUUUAUGUGUUCUGAAGAACCAAGGGUACCGCUGCAAGAAGCCUCAUGUUUUUGAAGGAUCCUUGUGAGCGUUUCUAAAGGUUCAAGUUCCGCGUUAUUUUGACAUAAAACAUGCAUAUAUAAUGUCAACGUGAGCUUUGACUAUUGCUUGUUACGAUGGUAAGAAAGUUGUUGUGACGUGACUGGUUCACCCUCUUUCAACAUGUUGAAUGAAGCUCCGGCUGAAAAAUUUUUCUUCGACAAAAUUACCACUAAUGGAUGAUUUGCUUUUCCUAAUCCAAAUUUUCGUCAAGAAUAAGCAUAGACCGAUAAAUAUGUAGAUACGAACCAAAUAAAAAAAGCUGGUAUAUGCUAAUGAUCUGAAUAAGUAAACAGAAACAUAAUGAACGUUCUCACUGCCUAGGCAAACGCAUAACUGAAAAUCACAACUAACAUUUCAAAUGCAUCCUUUCAUAUUGACAGCGUGCAAUGUUUACCUUUUGUCCUGCGACAGUGUUACCAAUAUAUAGGGUCUUGUGAAGCCACGUUGAACUCUUCUUGCGAUAAUUUAGUGUUAAGGCAGAAAACUAGGAACGCAAUAAUAAAACACGCAUUGUGUUUUACAUAUUUAUUACAUAUUUACAUAUUUAUAUUACAACAUUUACAUAUGUUGUUUAUACGUUUUCAUAAACAAACAAAACUUUCCUAAAUUUCCUCUCGGGUGAAGUUUCUCGUUAAUAUUGUAAUUAUUCCGUUCCCUAAUCUCGGGCUCCCAUAUUGUCUCAUGGGGCAGUGUCAAAAAACAAAAAUAACUUAUUUAACUUGGACCACUGGACCUUUCAUUUGAAAAUAGACAAUCUGCAGUAAGCAACUUCCAUUAUGAGGAUCAUUUCGAGCAUUAUCGCCAUAUCAUGUGGCCCGAGUUAAGUACGUCGUGGCUCAGAAUAACGUUUUUCUUUAUCAUUAUAGAACCGCGGGCACCCAGUCGAUGAGGUGAAUCAAACAGCAAAAAGGCGUGUCGGUGUGAUAUUGUUUCCUACGAGCGAAUGCAUACAUUACCGUAACACCACGUGUUGUCCGCAAGUGAGAUCACCACUUCACUUCCUUGUCAUCUUGUCCUCCAUACCUCUGUAAGUGUCCCCUGGUGUUUACUUAGUGUUCUGUGCUAAGUUCAAUGAGGGGUUCGUCGUAUGCUGUAAUAAAAACAAAAGUUUGA